This is a messenger RNA of Cuscuta europaea, 1729 nucleotides long. NCBI's taxonomy places the organism in Eukaryota, Viridiplantae, Streptophyta, Magnoliopsida, Solanales, Convolvulaceae. The record is from the annotation of a GenBank genome assembly.
UUAUCUCCUUCCAACCUAUUUGAAUGAAAGUCAAAGUGAAUGCAUACAUAAUCACCUGCGCAAGGCCAUCUCGCCUCCUCACUCCCGUUUCACACACACAUAUACGGAGUAUAUAUCUAUAAAGCUUAUCGAUAUAGAUAUAUUAUACAUAUUAUACAUACAUUUUCAACCCCCAAAAACAAUAAUGGACAGCCACGCCACCGUUAGUAACAUCUCUGGCGGCGGCGCACCCGCCGUGAUCCAGAUCAAUCAAGCCCGGAGGCUCCCGGAUUUUCUUCAGAGCGUUAAUCUCAAGUACGUGAAAUUGGGUUACCAUUACCUAAUGUCACACCUUCUAACACUCUGUUUAGUCCCUCUCAUCGCCGUCACAGUCAUCCAGACGGACUACCAAGAUUUGCUCCGCAUUUACCGGCAUCUCCUCUGCAACCUCGCCGCCGUCACCGUCCUCUCCUCUUUCCUGGUAUUGGGAUUAACCUUUUACAUCAUGACCCGACCCAGACCCGUUUUUCUCGUGGAUUACUCCUGCUACCGCCCGCCGGAUCACCUCCGGGUGUCCUACGCAAAGUUCAUGAAUAAUUCCCGGCUGACCGGAGAUUUCGACGACCCGUCACUCGAUUUCCAGCGGAAGAUUCUGGAAAGAUCCGGUCUUGGGGAGGAAACUUGUCUCCCGGAGGCUGUGCAUAGCGUCCCGCCCGCCAUUAACAUGGACUCUGCUCGGGCUGAAGCAGAACAGGUCAUGUUUGGUUGUCUGGAUAACUUAUUCAAGAACACUAAGCUCAACCCCAAAGAAAUCGGUAUUCUAGUUGUGAAUUGUAGCCUGUUCAAUCCCACCCCGUCGCUUUCCGCCAUGAUUGUGAAAAAGUACAAGCUCAGAGGGAACGUCCGGAACUUCAAUCUGGGAGGAAUGGGGUGCAGCGCCGGAGUCAUCGCCGUCGAUCUUGCGAAAGACAUGUUACGGAUUCACCGGAACACGUACGCCGUCGUCUUCAGCACGGAAAACAUAACCCAGAAUUGGUACUUCGGGAACAAGAAAUCUAUGUUGAUCCCCAACUGUCUUUUCCGCGUCGGCGGGGCCGCCGUUUUGCUAUCCAACAAGGCGGCGGACAAGAAGAGAGCGAAGUAUGAGCUCCUCCAUGUAGUCCGGACGCAAAAGGGGGCGGAAGACACCGCAUUCCGGUGCGUUUACCAGGAACAGGACGCCGCCGGGAAAACAGGGGUGUCACUGUCAAAAGACCUGAUGAGAAUCGCCGGCGGAGCCCUGAAGACGAAUAUCACAACCCUGGGGCCGCUGGUGCUUCCGAUCAGCGAACAAGCUCUGUUCUUUGCAACCCUCAUCGCCAGAAAGGUUUUCAAGAACGGCAGAGUCAAGCCGUACAUCCCGGACUUCAAGCUGGCAUUUGAGCACGUGUGCAUUCACGCCGGCGGGAGGGCGGUGAUCAACGAGCUGGAGAAGAACCUGCAGCUUUCUCCGGUGCACGUGGAGGCAUCGAGGAUGACGCUGCACCGGUUCGGCAACACGUCGUCGAGCUCCGUCUGGUACGAGCUGGCAUACACGGAGGCCAAGGGGAGGAUCGGAAAGGGAAACCGGAUAUGGCAGAUCGCGUUUGGGAGUGGGUUCAAGUGCAACAGUGCUGUUUGGAAAGCUCUGAGGAAUGUGAAGCCUUCUCCAAACAGUCCAUGGGAAGAUUGUAUCCAUAAGUAUCCAGUACAAUUGAUGCCCAACUAGUUA